Messenger RNA from Olea europaea var. sylvestris, 862 nucleotides. Its product is annotated as protein NRT1/ PTR FAMILY 8.1-like. Lineage: Eukaryota; Viridiplantae; Streptophyta; Magnoliopsida; Lamiales; Oleaceae. The record is from RefSeq and is a predicted model, not a curated record. The coding region runs from base 234 to 620 and encodes 128 amino acids. Gene Ontology annotation, molecular function: tripeptide transmembrane transporter activity. The transcript is spliced from 3 exons.
CAUCAUAGUAUGUCCAUGUGUGAAAGUAUACAAAUACUUUUCAAACAAAUCUUUGCCUUUUGUUUGCUCUCUGAAGAGAGUUUGAACAAGAGCAGGAACCCAGUGACUAAGGAUUAGCACCUCUCUUUUUCUUCCGACGAGAUUUGAUCUUAACCUUUUUAUCAAAAGGUAACCAGAUAAGAAAGAAGAGUGUUGACGACAUUUUCGAGCCGGAAGCUCGAUAGAUUGCUACCAUGGGCGACGAAAACAUCUAUACGAAUGAUGGAACAGUGGAUAUCCAUAAAAAUCUUGCUGAUAAGACGAAAACCGGAAAUUGGAAAGCAUGCCGUUUUAUCCUUGGAAAUGAAUUCUCUGAGAGGUUGGCAUACUAUGGCAUGAGUACAAAUCUGGUGAAUUAUCUUACGUUACGCCUUGGCCAAUCUAAUGUGACUGCAUCAAACAAUGUUACGAAUUGGUCGGGAACUUGCUAUAUCACACCACUGAUUGGAGCUUUCGUGGCUGAUUCCUACCUCGGAAGAUACCGGACCAUUGCCAGUUUCGUAUUCAUUUAUGUUAUAGUGAGUAUUUCUCCUGCGUCUUCAAUAUACUUAUUUGAUCUCACUAUGAAUAUUUUGUUCUAGUUCUUGGGGAUCCUCUGUUACUGCCGCAUGUUUGUUGGGGGAGAAUUGGACACUACCAGUUAAUGACCCGGUGUUUGUACCCAAGCCGUUAACUUACUUAUUGUCCGCUUUAUAUCAGGAUUCGACUUAAAUCUCUUUUAAGAGAAGGUCAAGAGUUCGAAUCUAGGGAUGCGAUAGAAAUCUGUGGAAGGGUAAGAUGGCAAUCCAUAAGUCAACGGCUUGGGCAUAGAGGCUAGAUCAUU